AUGCGUGUGUCUCCCUUUCCGAUCCUUUUGAUUGCCACCGCGGUGCUGGUCGCCGCCACGCACAGGACGGCGGCGGCGAUGCCCCUGAGGUACAUGGUAGAAACGGUGUCCGGGGUCACGGGCACGAUUGGGGCCGUCGACGGUGGCCCCGGGACCUCGCUGCUGACGUGGCCCUGGGCGCUCUGCCAGGGCCGCAGCGAGGACGAGAUACUGAUUGGUGUGCCGGGGUUCUUCCGCAACUACUCCCGCAGCACGCGUAUGACGGGCACACUCCUCGGCAACGGCACAGCCGCGGAGGUGGACGGGUCGUGGGCAAAAGCACGCAUUGACAUCCCGCAGGGGUGUGUGCUCAGCGUGCGAAAUAACAACACGAUUGUGUACUUUGUGGAGGGCCAAAAUACGCUGCGCUACUUCACCAGCAACAGUGUCCUCAGCCUUGCGCUAACUACCGGUGUCUCCUUCACCGACGUGGCGGUCUACGGUGAUCGGCUGUACAUAACGGAGCAAACCCAGAACAAGGUGUGGAGCUGCAAUCUUGAGGCGGACGGAACUCCCUCGCAUUGUGCGCCGCAGACAGGCUUUGUGUGUGGCUACCCCAGGUACAACAGCAUCGCCGUCACCGCGCUGGGCGUCUUCGUCGCCAGUGGCUCCGGCGUGGGCGUCUGCCACUUUGAUGGCCAAGGCACCGCGCUUUUCCAGCUUCCCGGGAAAUACAUCGAUGUCUUCAGCUUGCCCUCCGGCGCGCUCUACGCGGCGUCCUCCGUGCAGCUCUACCACCUCCUGCCCAACGCCUCCGCCAUGACGGCGGAGGUGUUUGCGGGCAACGCCUCCGCCACGUGCCCCCCCGCCGUGGACGGCUACAGCUUCACGCUCUGCCUGAACAAGCGCCUCUUCGUGGUGGCCGAGAAUGAAAUGUACCUGGCGACCGGCCUGAACACGGUGCGGGCGGUGACGCUGCCGCCCGCGAUUGUCCCGGCGCAGCUGCCGCCCCCGCCACUCCCGCUGGGCUACCCCGACGCGCCGACCGUCAUGCCCGCGAUCGUCGCACUCAUAAACGUGGCACUCAACGCAAACCUGGGCACCACCGGCACCUACGCGCCUCAAAGCGCCAUGCAGGUGAACAACGCCACGUGGACCACCGGCUUCGAAGUGAUGGUGCAACAGGCAGAUUUUGAUAACACCACCACGCCUGGGUUGGUGGCCGCCACGGACUUUGCGGCGGUGAUGCAGGCGGUGGCGACGUACUACGACACGAUAGACGAGGCGCUCUACAUGGACACGAGCAUCGUGCCCUAUUGCAAUGCCGCCUUGAUGAAUAUCGUGGAGCAUGGGUUGGUUGCCGUGGUGCGGCGCGCCCUGGCGUAUCCGCUGAUCUACGCCAACCCACCAAUGAAGGUCAUGUUCAAAGACGUUGCGAACGUCACCCGGAUGAAGCUGCUUAUGCCGGUGCCAUUCGGCAACAGCACCACCUACGACGCCUUGGAGAACCUGAACGCGAAUGCGGCCCUACUGGACAUUCUCCGUGCGCAGUACGGUAGCACAAACGUGGUGCAACUCGUGUUUCCCGUUUCUCAAUAUGACUUCUCGAAGAUAACGCCGGCGCAGGAUACGCAGGUGCGGUGGUUCAUUCUAAACAUGGUGAAUGCACGACUGGAAACGUGCAAAUCGAUCACGCCUCCUGGGAUCAGGGCCGCUGUUGCUGCUGUUGCUGCUGAGCGGAGUGGCGGGAAUGACCCCUGCGGGGCCGUCAUCAGCAACCGCACCGAGACCGUGGUCACGCACCCGCCCUUCAACGUGCAGAACGAGUACGAGGUGUUCGUGCCGCAGCAGUACAACUUCAAUGUGACACGCUGCCUGCAGGGCAUCGACUGGGAACCGCUGGCGGAACUGCUCCGCAACCAAACGGCAAACGCGUCGCGAGGCAAGUCGGCGUGCGACCGCGGCUGCAUCAUUGGCGUGGCGGUCGUGGCGGCGGUGGUGCUGACGGCGCUCAUUGUGCUGGUGGUGGUCCUCACCUCAAAGCGGAAGCGGUUGGCAACCGUCGUGGCGCCCGUGCAGCCGAAGUUCAAGAGCACGCUCGACGACGACGAGGAGCUGGAGACGAGCAACCCGCUAGAGGCCAACAAUGAGGAGCAGGCGCGGGAGCGAUACUAA
Messenger RNA from Trypanosoma conorhini, 2154 nucleotides. RefSeq lists its product as uncharacterized. Lineage: Eukaryota; Euglenozoa; Kinetoplastea; Trypanosomatida; Trypanosomatidae. Bases 1 to 2154 code for a protein of 717 amino acids. The transcript has a single exon. The record is from RefSeq and is a predicted model, not a curated record.